AUGCCACCUCCGGCUUCGUGCGUCUCCCUCCAAUACUCAAGCAAUCUUCAUGGUGUUAACAGCUUCGCAGAGGAGUCCCUGAACAACGGCUCGUACACAAACAAUGACAUCCAUUCGAGCACAGAAGAGCUCUCGACAAGCAGCCAGGAUCGAAGAAUUGACGAGGAAACGUCUACAACUACGGCCAUAGCCUCCAGCAGCAACCAGGAGCAAAUGGAUUCUGCAAUCGAGGGCACUUCUGCCUCCACCACCGCCGCCAUCAAGCGGGACCCCAUCAUGGAUUCUAUCAUCAUGGCGCCACCAUCCCGAUCCGCCAGCGAGCUGCGCAAGAAAAAGCUAGCUACGACUGAGAAUAGCGCACCGGCCUGCAUCUCAUACCCCCCUGCCAAAGCAACCAGGCCUGCACCCGUCAGCCAUGCUCGCUUCGAAGAGAUGACGGGCAUCACGAAGGCAGAUGCUCAAGUACGCCUUGUCAGACUGCUCAAGAGACCUCCCAAGCUCUUCGAAGACGCCGAGGCCGCAGCAGACGCAGCAAGGUCAAUCCGCGCCUCGAACGAGAAGGCGAAGGAAGAGAACUGGCUCAAGGCCGCGCGCGAGAGCCUCAACGCCCCUGUCGUGCCGCCAACGCCGUGGCACUCCUUCAGGCAUAUCGUGUCGCACUACGGACGCGUCGGUCGACUGAACAAGUCGCCGAUCCAGAGGAGGAAGGCCAGCAAGGCCUUCGUGAGCCAGAUGAAGCGCAGCAGGGGCAGGAGGAUCCACGUGGACUCGACGGCCGGCGAGGCGUUGCGCUAUGACGGAUAUCCCGAGAUGAACAAUGUCGCACAUGUCAUGUCUGUCGACAGGGAGUUCUUGGGAGAGGUCUUGGGGUUCCAGGCUGGUCUGGAGGAAUGGUACAAGGGCCGGUACGCACACGAGGCCAAGCAGGCCGAGGCCAAGCGGGUCGAGGAGGAGGCGGUGCAAGGUAGGAUGCAGGAGAUGAUGUCAACCUGGCAGCACCUUGUGGCGCAAGGGGAUGAGAGGGGCGCUGAUGAUAUCUGGAAGAUGAUUUUCGGGGACAGUCUUGUGGAGUAG
Lasiodiplodia theobromae is the source of this 1074-nucleotide messenger RNA. RefSeq lists its product as uncharacterized. The transcript has a single exon. The record is from RefSeq and is a predicted model, not a curated record. NCBI's taxonomy places the organism in Eukaryota, Fungi, Ascomycota, Dothideomycetes, Botryosphaeriales, Botryosphaeriaceae. Bases 1 to 1074 code for a protein of 357 amino acids.